This is a messenger RNA of Helianthus annuus (common sunflower), 1779 nucleotides long. RefSeq lists its product as uncharacterized. The transcript is spliced from 11 exons. The record is from RefSeq and is a predicted model, not a curated record. Bases 433 to 1527 code for a protein of 364 amino acids. NCBI's taxonomy places the organism in Eukaryota, Viridiplantae, Streptophyta, Magnoliopsida, Asterales, Asteraceae.
GAGUUUAUACUAUUGUAGCUAUUUCUGUUGUGGUGUUCGUUUCUGGUAAUCCCACCUGUCCAGGUUUCUGGUAAUCCCAUAUGUCCAGGUGUUAAACAAGUCAUCUCUUAACCUCUUAAAUCCUUUCUUUCCUUUACUCCCAAAGAUCAAAGCUCUGUCCGCAUCAGUUUCCCCUUUGCAACUCUGUCUUCUUUCUUCAUUAAUUUCCUCAUUUGCUUUCUGCGUUCAUUCAGUCUCCCAGAAGUUGUUCAGGUGUUAUAAUGUAGAGUUUCAAGCACUUCCACGAUCUCAAGUCUGAUUAAAUCUUAAAAUCACAGGUUCUUCUCUUUCGCUUUGCACUGGUUAUAGUGGAGCAAAUUUGGCUGCAUAUUCCAAACUAAAAGUAGUUAUCUUAUAUAACGUAAGGUACCGUUCCGUCGUCAUCAAAGACAAAUGUCAACAUCUGAUCAAAGACAAAUGUCAAUCUGCUACAGACCCAUAUCUGCUAUCAAGAACAAUCAAGAAGGAGAACCUAUACAAAUAAGAGUUCUUAAAAAAUGGACACCUGCUCAACAAAAUGCUGAAUUCUGCUACCUAUUCGUGGAUACACACGGUGAUGCUAUUCAAGCAACAGCAGCUAUGGGAGAAAAGGCUCGCCUAGACUCGAUCAUCCGCAUCCAAUCAUGCUACAUUGUUGACAAGUACAUUUCGCUAGACCAAAAGACCUACAACCCCGCAGUCCCACACAAGGCAUGUCUUAAGCUUGGAAAACGGGCAACCUUUGUUCCUGUUUUCAACGAUCAAAUUCCCGACCACUACUACAACUUCGCAACAUUUGACGAACUAAAAGAUAGGGCGACUCCACCGAAAAUGCUUACAGAUUACAUCGGUCGCGUCGAGGACACCGACAACCCGACAACAAGAGCAGGUACAAGGCUAAAGAAAGUAGUCAUUCAAGAUACAAGGGAAAACACAAUUGAAAUGACCUUUUGGCCUGACCAAUCCUCUACGCUACCUGAUCAUGUCAAGAAAGGAGACAUCCUAGCAAUAACCUCCGCAGCAGUCACAAAUUUCGAAGGAAAUUAUCAGCUAGAAUCAACCCCUGCAACAACAGUUACCGUCAACCCAACAACUGCAGACACUGCCAGCUAUAUAACAAGGUACUGUGUCAAUGCAAUCAUAACUGACGACAUUCAAGAUGCCAGUGUUGUUUUCUUUGAUGAGGCUAUGACAACCUUGCUCAACAUAACAUGCGAGGAAAUGAUCACAGUCCAUAAGUACCAUGACAAGCGAGAAAUACCUGACAAAAUGUACUCUGUCAUCAACACCCAGAAACUCAUGAAUGUGACAAUCAAACCUGACCGCACGAUUGCUGUGAAUAGCGUUGCAGAACCACCCAUCACCGCUCUACCACAACCUGCAACAACACCAACAACUGCUCUACCACCUACAACAACAUCAGCACCCAGCCUUCUACCCACAACACCGGCAGCGAAGAUCAACCCAGCCAAAAGGCCAUAUCAUCAACUCAAAGAUAAGAAAGCGUAGAAGACUGGAACUUUAGCCAUUUUGUAGACCAAUCAUAUUUUGUAUAUAGGCCUCCAUUUUGCAAACCAUGCUAAGAAUGUUGUCAGCAAGCAACAAACCACAGAAGGACGGCCAACAACAACAUCAACAAGACCAGCAACUUAUAAUUUAUAUUUUCUUAACUUAGUAGCUAAGAUAGUAACUAAACAAAAUGCUCUUUUUUGUAAUAACUUCAUGAUCUAUAAAAGGCUGGCCAGUAGUUGUUUUCAAGAU